Bolinopsis microptera is the source of this 2660-nucleotide messenger RNA. RefSeq names its product alpha-N-acetylglucosaminidase-like. The transcript has a single exon. NCBI's taxonomy places the organism in Eukaryota, Metazoa, Ctenophora, Tentaculata, Lobata, Bolinopsidae. The record is from RefSeq and is a predicted model, not a curated record. The coding region runs from base 228 to 2438 and encodes 736 amino acids.
UUUGUUGACAGAGGAAUGAUGCUUAUUAACUAAACGUACCUGUACACUAAUUGAUGUACUUUUAUUCUAAUUGUAUUUCCUCGCUUAUACUGACACGGCCAUGGGAUAGUUAUAUCUCCCUGUUUGUGUAUUGAAUGAUUUUGAUUUUGUUUAUAAUUCAUGUACCCUUGAUUUGUCUUCAAAAUAAAUUGAUCCAUUCUUCAUUGUUUUCCUAACCAGGACUGAACAUGAGUUUGGCUAAUUUAUCUCUACUCAUCUUUCUCAUCAAGAUUACUACCUGCUCUUCACUAUCAAAUCUUAAACAGUUUCUAUGCAGAGUCACCCCGGCUAAUUGCCAGUUCGUAAAUGUUUCUCUUGUUCAGAAACAAACUUCUCUAGAGUUUUUCAAGUUACACACGCACAACAGUUCAGCUGGGACUGAUCUCCUCAUUAAAGGUACAUCCAAAACUGCAGUUAUAAGUGGACUGAAUUACUAUCUAAGAGUUCAUUGUAAUACAACUCUCACAGAGUUUGGCUUAUCCCGUGAGACAUUCAAAAUUGUUCAGCUGAAUGGUACUGUAUAUCAGAUUUUGAAUGGCCUUACACACUUCUAUGGAAACAUUUGUGCUUACUCCUACUCUUACUGGGCAUGGAAUUGGGAUAUGUGGGAGAAACAUAUUGACUGGAUUGCUUUUAGGGGAUUCAAUAUGAUUUUUGUUCCUACUGGCGUUGAAUAUGUUAAUCUACAAAUGUUCAAAAUGCUUGGUCUACAUGAAAAAGAAAUUUACGAAUUUUUUAAUGGACCUGCAUAUCUUGCUUGGUCUAGAAUGGGAAAUAUGAAAAAUUUCACUGCUCCUCUCACACCCGAGUUCAUAAACUUCCAGACAUCUCUGCAUAAAAAUAUCAGUAGAAGAUUCAAUGAACUGGGUGUAAAAGUUGUGAUUCCUGGCUUUUCUGGAUUUGUCCCUCGUGAGCUGAUGCAACUUUACAACAAGACUAACUUCAAUGAUGUUAGUUGCUGGAACGGUUUUAAAAAAGAAUAUUCAUGCCUGGUGCAGAUUGAUCCAACUAAAGAAUUGUACAGGACGAUUGGUAACGUCUAUAUGAAGAUUUUGUUGAAAACAUUCCAAACAAAUCACUUUUAUGCUGUUGAUAUGUUUAAUGAAAAUACUCCAAAAAAUACAAGUCUGCAGUACCUUCAGUCUUGCGGUAAGAACACAGUAUCACUUAUAAAGUCUGCAGACCCUCAUGGUGUUUGGCUUUUGCAAGGAUGGACAUUUGGAUACGAUCCGUUUUGGGAGAAUGCUAGGGUAGAAUCAUAUUUGAAGCAUGUUGAAAGUAGUGACAUAAUCAUUCUUGAUAUGUUUGCUGAAGUUAAUCCAACAUGGAAUCGUACUAAAAGUUUCUAUGGCAAGCCAUUCAUUUGGAGUGUGGUUAACAAUUUUGGUGGUAAUACUGUAAUCAAUGGCAAUAUAAGGGAAACUUUGGAGGGAUUUAAUCUCGCAUUGAAGGAUAGCUUAUCCCUGAUCGGUUUUGGAUUUAUGCCUGAGGGUAUUUAUGAAAACACCAUUUUUUUAGAUGCUGUAAUGCAGUUUACAACAUUACAUAACAACAAUCAAAGCUUACGGAAUCCCUCUGAAUUUUAUGCUAAAUGGAAGGAUAGAGUUUCAUAUUACAGAUAUAGUGACUACAAGGGUGGUAUUGUCACAAAUAUUGCAGACAAAUUGUAUUCUGGUGAUAGUAAAGGUUCUUUUCCAGACAGCUCUUUCAUAUAUCAGCAACCAGGGUUUCAUAUGCUAUUUAAACCUACUUCAGAAAUGUCAGAUACUAUUGAAAUUCUGCUUAAUUAUCUUGAGAUAAUCCAUCGCAAGCAAGUCAGAGAGUUCUCUGAAAUAUUCUUUUAUGACAUGAGUUCUGUGCUUCAAAGCUAUGGUGAUCACUUGUUUCAUAAAAUCUAUGAACAAUUGGUUAGUGCUUACGAAAAAAGAGACAUUAACUUGCUUACCAGUUGUGCUGGAAUAAUGAUCAAAACUAUACAAUUGCUGGAUGAAGCCUUCAGUCUUCUUCAUCUCAAAUCUUUGCCAUGUUAUCAGAGUGAUAUAAACUCCUUUGCUCUGUUGAUCAAAGAAAACCCAAUGAAGCUUUCUCAAAAUUUCAGACUUCAGUUAACCACUUGGGGGUAUGACAAUGAAGUUCUGGACUAUGCCUUCAAGUUGUGGUCGGGGCUACUGGCCAAAUACUAUAAACGUAGAUGGGAGACAUUUUUUGACUUUUUACAGCUGUCAUUAUUAGAAGACACACCAUUUGAUGAUAAAGGUUUUGAAGUUGAGGUUACUGAAGUGGAGAGAAAAUUUGUGACUGAGGGUGUUUCUGAGAGUUGUAUCCCUUGGGGUGAACAAAGUAUAUCAAAAUUUGCUUUACUUGCUGAAAAAUUGAUAUGGCUUCAUCAUGUUUUGUGAUUGUUUUAUAAAACAAUUGUUUUAUAAAAACAAUUUUCGGCCUCAAUAUUAUACAGUAGUUGAGUAUACUCAACUACUGUAUAAUAUUGAGGCCGAAAAUUGAUUUUACAUGUACAACAUCUUGAUUAGUUAUUCAUUUAAACAUUUUUUAUUUUUAUACAUAUUUUAUACCUAUGAAGUUUUUACAACUAGUGGUUUGUUUGUUACAACUUUUAAAGAUUG